AACCAAUGCCAAGUUUUUUUUGGUGGAACCUUAGCCACAUCCCACAACCAGCAUGUCACCAACUUGUCAAAAUUGUUGAAACAUUUUUAACAACAAAUAAAGCAUUAACUGUGUGAAACGAAGCUUCCACGAUGGUUUUAGCAGACUUAGGUCGUAAAAUAACGACUGCUUUGCAGUCGUUAAGCAAAGCAACGAUAAUAAACGAAGAGGUUCUCAAUGGAAUGCUCAAGGAAAUAUGUGCAGCUCUGCUUGAAGCCGAUGUAAAUAUCCGUCUCGUGAAAAAACUGCGGGAAAAUGUGAGGGCGGUUAUUGAUUUUGAUGAGAUGGCAGGGGGCUUGAACAAGCGGAGGAUGAUCCAGAGUGCCGUUUUCAAAGAGCUCGUUAAACUUGUCGAUCCCGGUGUCAAGCCAUACCAGCCUGUUAAAGGCAAACCCAAUGUUAUUAUGUUUGUUGGGCUUCAAGGCUCAGGGAAAACCACAACUUGUACAAAGCUGGCAUAUCAUUAUCAGAAGAAAAAUUGGAAGUCGUGUUUAGUGUGUGCGGACACGUUCAGGGCUGGUGCCUAUGACCAGGUUAAACAAAAUUGCACAAAAGCAAGAAUCCCGUUUUACGGAAGUUACACUGAGGUGGACCCAGUGGUGAUAGCGCAAGAUGGUGUCGACAUGUUCAAAAAAGAGGGUUUUGAGAUUAUUAUUGUGGAUACGAGCGGAAGACAUAAGCAAGAAGAAUCAUUAUUUGAAGAGAUGUUGGCAGUUUCAAACGCCAUUCAACCUGACAAUAUUAUUUUCGUCAUGGACGCCACCAUAGGUCAAGCUUGUGAAGCUCAAGCGAAAGCUUUUAAAGAAAAAGUCGAUGUAGGGUCUGUAAUUAUCACAAAAUUGGACGGACAUGCCAAGGGUGGAGGCGCCCUCAGUGCGGUGGCUGCUACCAACAGUCCGAUUAUUUACAUUGGUACAGGGGAACAUAUUGAUGAUUUAGAGCCGUUCAAGACCAAACCUUUCGUCAGUAAAUUGCUAGGAAUGGGCGAUAUUGAGGGUCUCAUAGACAAAGUAAAUGAAUUGAAACUAGAAGAUAAUGAAGAAUUGUUAGAGAAAAUCAAACAUGGACAGUUCACACUUAGAGAUAUGUACGAACAGUUUCAGAACAUCAUGAAAAUGGGACCCUUCUCACAAAUUAUGGGAAUGAUUCCGGGCUUUAGCCAAGACUUCAUGUCGAAAGGCAGCGAACAAGAGUCGAUGUCGCGUCUCAAACGCUUGAUGACCAUCAUGGACAGUAUGAACGACGACGAGCUCGACAGCAGAGACGGUGCAAAAAUUUUCUCUAAACAGAACGGUCGUGUCGUACGAGUAGCCCAAGGCUCAGGCGUUACCGAACGUGAAGUCAAAGAACUGAUCACCCAGUAUACGAAAUUCGCAGCAGUCGUCAAGAAAAUGGGCGGUAUUAAGGGCCUUUUCAAAGGGGGCGACAUGGCCAAAAAUGUCAAUCCAGCACAAAUGGCCAAACUCAACCAACAGAUGGCCAAAAUGAUGGACCCCAGAGUAUUACACCAAAUGGGUGGAAUGCCAGGUUUGCAGAACAUGAUGCGACAGUUGCAAGCAGGCGCUGGAGGAGGAUUAGGUAAUUUAGGGAAUUUGAUGGGUGGUUUCGGGGGAAAGUAAUUUAGGGAGUUGUAACUAUGUGAAGUUUUUAUAAAAAUAAAUUUAUCUUUUAUUUGAG
Tribolium castaneum (red flour beetle) is the source of this 1716-nucleotide messenger RNA. RefSeq names its product Signal recognition particle 54k (gene Srp54k). The transcript has 7 exons. Gene Ontology annotation, biological process: SRP-dependent cotranslational protein targeting to membrane, translocation; SRP-dependent cotranslational protein targeting to membrane. Bases 132 to 1658 code for a protein of 508 amino acids. The record is from RefSeq and is a predicted model, not a curated record. Gene Ontology annotation, molecular function: 7S RNA binding; endoplasmic reticulum signal sequence receptor activity; GTPase activity. Gene Ontology annotation, cellular component: cytosol; signal recognition particle, endoplasmic reticulum targeting. NCBI's taxonomy places the organism in Eukaryota, Metazoa, Arthropoda, Insecta, Coleoptera, Tenebrionidae.